GCCGGGCAGGGCGGUGGCGGGCGGCGAUGGUGUCGCUGGGGCAGCGUCGCCCCCCGCCCGGGGACCUGGCGGCGCUGGCCGAGCUGGACGAGGCGGCGCUGCUGGCCGGGCUGCGGGAGCGCUUCCUGCAGCAGCACAUCUACACCGACAUCGGGGACAUCCUCGUCGCCAUGAACCCCUUCCAGCCGCUGCCGCUCUACGGGAGAGAGGUCUCCGAGCGGUACCGGCGCUUCCAGACCGACGCGCUGCCGCCCCAUAUCUUCGCCGUGGCCAGCCGCGCCUACCACGCCAUGCUGGGCCGCGGGGGCGGCGGGCCCCGCAACCAGUGCAUCCUCAUCAGUGGAGAGAGUGGUGCUGGGAAAACAGAGAGUACGAAGUUUUUGUUGCAGCACAUAAUGAACCUAUGCAAAGGCAACUUGCAGCUGGAGCAGCGGAUCCUUCAGGUGAAUCCAUUGCUUGAAGCUUUUGGCAAUGCCCAGACUGUGAUGAAUGAUAACAGCAGCCGCUUUGGAAAGUACAUACAGCUGCGUUUCCAGAAAAAUACAGUGCAAGGUGCAAAGCUGAGUGAGUACCUGUUAGAGAAGUCACGGGUGGUGCAACAGGAUACUGGGGAGAGGAAUUUCCACAUCUUCUACUACAUGUUUGCUGGACUGUCUUCAGAGCAGAAGGAGAUAUAUGGGUUGUUGGAUCCUUCACUCUACAGGUACAUAAGUGGACGAUUUGGUACACAGGAAGUAGCUGAACAGUGGAAGCACAAAUACCAAGAGGUUUGCAAUGCCCUUGACAUGGUGGGCUUCCAAGAACAGGAACAAGUAGACAUGCAGGCUAUCUUGGCUGGUGUGUUGUCUCUGGGCAAUGUGACCUUUGAGCCUGAGGAGAGCAAUGGGUCUGUAAAAGUCAGUGAAGCCUCCCGGGGAUGGCUGAAGGCUGCAGCGGGUCAGUUUGGAGUCCAGGAAGAUGAGCUGUUAAAAUGCCUGAUUUGUACAACGUCAGUGACCCGAGGCGAGCAGAUCCAGCGUUUUCACACCCAGCAGCAGGCAGAAGAUGCCCGGGACUCCAUUGCGAAGGUGGCCUACGGCCGAGUGUUUGGCUGGAUUGUUUGCAAGAUCAAUGAGCUUCUGGCUGAGAAUGUGGAUCCUGAGGUGGAACUGAGGGAGAUAGGCAUCUUGGAUAUUUUUGGGUUUGAAAACUUCGCAGUGAAUCGUUUUGAACAGCUUUGCAUAAACUUGGCCAAUGAGCAGCUGCAGCAUUUCUUCAACCAUCACAUUUUCCAGCUGGAGCAGGCUGCCUAUAAGGAAGAAGGGCUGCCUUGGGAGACCAUCACAUUCAACAAUAAUGAACCUAUUCUGAAUCUGCUCCUGGCCAAGCCCAUUGGGCUGCUGUCUCUUCUGGAUGAGCAGAGUGCAUUCCCUCAGGCAACUGAUAAGACGUUUGUGGAUAAACUAAACAGCAGCUUUAAGGGGAAUUUACACUUCCAGCCAGCCCGAGGCCGUGUUUUGGGCUUCAGCAUCAUUCACUAUGCUGGGAAAGUACAAUAUGCUGCCAGGGGCUUUCUAGAGAAGAACAGAGACACCUUGCCAGCCAAUGUCCGUGGGCUCUUCAUCAGCAGCAUCACCCCUCUGCUCAGUGUGCUGUUCACAGCCACUAUCUCCAGGACGGGGACCCUGAUGCCUCACAUGAAAGCCAAGGUCAUACCAGGAGCAGAUGAGAAGUUUAACAGCACACGGAAGCAGUCUGCUGGAGCUCAGUUCCGGCAUUCCCUGAUGGUGCUCAUGGAGAGGAUGUAUUCUGCCAACCCACACUUUGUGCGCUGCAUAAAGCCCAACAUCCAGAAGGAGCCAGGUGUGCUGGAUGACCAGGUGGUGCUGCUGCAGCUCCGGUACAAUGGGCUGCUGGAGACAAUCCGAAUCCGAAGGGAUGGUUUCUCCUGGAGACCCUCCUUUGAGGAAUUUGCUGAAAGAUACGGAAUUCUUCUAGUUAAACCUGGUGUUCCCCUCACAAAAGAAAGCUGCUUGGAGAUACUGCAAAGUACAGGUCUGAAAGGCUGGAUUUGUGGAAAGUCACGACUUUUCUUUAAAUAUUGGCAUCAGGAACAGCUGGCAAAGUGUGUGGAGCAACUGGAAAGAGCAGCAGUUGUCAUACAGAAAGUUUUUAGGGGAUUCAGAUGCAAGAAGAGUUUCUUAAAACUGUUGGCUGAGCUGAGAGCUCAAGCACAGCAGCUACAGGAGGAGGCAGAGAGAGAAAAAAUCCAGCAGCUGGCGCUGGCAGCAGCAGCCCAGGAAAGAAACUCCCUUCCAGUCCCCAUGCCACGAAAGAGGCGCCCUCAGUCUCAUCCUCAUCCUUCUGAGCAGUCACAACAGCCACCAGUGCCACGGCCACGCAGCAAACUAACAGAGUCCACUCCUUUUGACAACUUCUUGAGCCCUUCUGUGCCUCGUCCUGUUCUGGGAACUGAGGAACAGACUGGGGAAGAAGCAAAAGUGAGGAAACUCAAGAGAGGAGCAACUCUCCGCUGGUUCAAAGAGACACAGGCCCAGAAGGUCAUGCAAGAUGAUGGGGCCUUUCCAAGCUGGCUGCAUGGGAUGAUCAGUCGGAGGGAAGCUGAAAACUUGCUGAUUGACAAGCCUUUGGGUUGCUUCCUUGUUCGGAUCAGCCAGAGUCGACCAGGCUACAUCUUGACAUACCGGGGCGAAGGCCGCUGCAGACACUACAUGAUCCAGAUGCAGCCCAAUGCACGCUACGUCAUCCUGGGGGAGGACCGGGCUCACGCCUCGCUCACCGAGCUGGUGCAGUAUCACCAGACCAUGGGCAUCCAGCCCUUCAUGGAGAUACUGACUGUUCCCUGUGGGCAGAGGGAUGUCCCAUUCUGGCCAAGCAGCUUGGCUGCUUCUGCACUGGAAAAUGCUACUAGGUGGAGAGUCCUGGGGUGGGGGAGAGGCAGUGGCAGGUGGAUGACACCCUGCUGCCCCCUCAAUGUCAGCAGUGGACACAGAUGGAAAAGUAGUGAGAGCCUGAAUUACGAAAAUCUGGAGGGUCUCACACUGAGUUCACCAGCAGACAAGGGGGAGACACCUCCAGAGAAGCAGUCCUGCCCCUCCAUGCCUUCCACCGGCAAACCUGCUCUGCAGUGGUUCAGGAGAACUAAGAAUUCCCAAAACCAAUGGACCACAGACAAGAAUAGAACAAAGUCUAGCUCUGGAGAGAGCAGCCAACAAGCCUUCCCUCGCCUCCGCUCUUCCAUACGCCUGGCAAUGCAGGAAAUCCAGCAGUUCACUUCCAUUUCCAUGAACAUGGCGAGACAGAGGAGGUCAUUCCAGUGAGGAUGUACAGCCUGAGCAAACACGGUCCAAAUGGGUCAGACCUGUCCUCUUCCAGUGCUGUUGGGCCUCGCCUAAUAGUCAACACAUCCAGACAUACAGCAGCCUUUUUCCUUUUCUUUUUUUUUUUUACCUUUUUUUUUUUUUUUGCUGCAACCAGCUGGCCCUGUGCUUUUAGACAAGGCUGAUGCAGAAGUUAAGUUUCCUGAGCACUGAGGAACUGUGACUGCAGUAUCUGGACUAGUCUGAUCCUGGCAGAGGGGAAAGCAUGGGAACAGUCACACUGCACAGACCCACAGUGCGUGACAGUCUGUGUGUCAGUUCUUCAGUGUUCCUGGAGACUCCUCACCUGGCACUGUGAAGUCACAAACUGGGUAUCUCCCAGCAGCCUGUUCUGUCACAAGUACCUGAUUACCUACCUCUUUCUCUUUAAAUACUCUCUGUUUUGGUCCUGUGUAUCUGCUGCUCUGGGAGCCAAGGGAAGAUGGGCUUGGGCAGUAAAAAAUAAAACUGAGGUGUCCUUUUUGUUGAGUGCAGGAGCACUUGAACAGAAACUGACACAAGGUCAAAAAGAUCUUUUUGUAGAGGGGAUUCACUGCCCUUGCAUCAGUGUGCUGGCACACUGCUCCACAGUCCUUAACCAGAGUUAAAGUCAGGGAAUCAUUGCUGAAACCCUCUUACUCAUCCUGGCUGGAAUCUCUACAAGUCCAGGCUGGACAACAUACUGCUUUACACUGAGGGUGGGUAGAGAGCAUGGAAUGUAAAGGGCCAUACUACUUGUACUGUUUUCCCUACCUUUUAAAAUAAAUCUCUUAUUUUUUUCCUCUAA
Corvus hawaiiensis (hawaiian crow) is the source of this 4146-nucleotide messenger RNA. Its product is annotated as myosin-IIIb-like. The record is from RefSeq and is a predicted model, not a curated record. The coding region runs from base 27 to 3320 and encodes 1097 amino acids. Lineage: Eukaryota; Metazoa; Chordata; Aves; Passeriformes; Corvidae. Gene Ontology annotation, molecular function: cytoskeletal motor activity; ATP binding; protein binding. The transcript is spliced from 31 exons. Gene Ontology annotation, cellular component: myosin complex.